Messenger RNA from Penicillium malachiteum, 819 nucleotides. RefSeq names its product glycosyltransferase family protein. Gene Ontology annotation, cellular component: UDP-N-acetylglucosamine transferase complex. Lineage: Eukaryota; Fungi; Ascomycota; Eurotiomycetes; Eurotiales; Aspergillaceae. The transcript has 2 exons. Gene Ontology annotation, biological process: dolichol-linked oligosaccharide biosynthetic process. The record is from RefSeq and is a predicted model, not a curated record. Bases 1 to 819 code for a protein of 272 amino acids.
AUGGCUUCUUUCAUUUCCCUCUGUGAGCUUCUCUUGAAGCUGAUUAUUCCCACGGCAACCAUUGCAAUUCUCAUAUUACUCAUCAUCCUCUUCUCCCUCGCCUUCUCCCAAAAUGCCACGGUUCCUAAAUUUCGCCGGCGGGGUACACCCGUCCACCUCCUGAUUGUCCUUGGUAGCGGUGGUCAUACGACUGAAAUGCUCUACAUGCUCAAGAAAAGUCUCAAUACCUCUGUCCACACCUACCGAACCUAUGUCGUAACCUCAGGCGACCCAUUCAGUGCCACCAAGGCCGCUGAGUUUGAGGACAACCUCGUCCAACCACCCCAGCGAAACACUCGCAAGAAAGUGGCUGAACCAAAAUCCUUUGAUGUGAUCACUAUUCCACGGGCACGCCGAGUGCAUCAGUCAUACUGGACGGCGCCUUUCACCACCCUUCAAGCCUUAUGGGCCUGUCUCCUUGUUCUAUGCGGUCGAUACCCCAAGCAAAAGAAACUACCGUGGAAGUUUACUUCCCCGCAUCCCGAUAUUAUCAUCACCAAUGGCCCGGCUGUCUCUGUAUGUAUGGUUCUUGCAGCCAAAAUCCUGCGCUUUGGAAUCUUCAUCUCUCGUUGGGCUACUGGUCAAGGCUCAAAGCCUGAGAUCUCUCGUCUUCGAACGAUCUUCGUGGAAUCAUGGGCGCGAAUUACCAGCUUGAGUACUUCGGGCGUUCUUUUGCUUCCUCUGGCUGACAAGUUCUUGGUUCAAUGGCCUGAUUUGGCGGGACGACGAGCCUGGUGGGGUAUGAAGAAGACUGAGUAUGGUGGCUGGAUGGUGCUGUGA